Cyprinodon variegatus (sheepshead minnow) is the source of this 5439-nucleotide messenger RNA. RefSeq names its product pro-neuregulin-2, membrane-bound isoform-like (gene nrg2b). Gene Ontology annotation, molecular function: signaling receptor binding. Gene Ontology annotation, biological process: nervous system development; intracellular signal transduction; animal organ development. Lineage: Eukaryota; Metazoa; Chordata; Actinopteri; Cyprinodontiformes; Cyprinodontidae. The coding region runs from base 1311 to 3449 and encodes 712 amino acids. The record is from RefSeq and is a predicted model, not a curated record. The transcript is spliced from 12 exons.
AAGCAUUUUAAUGUCUUUUUUAAAUUCAAACCCUACUUUCUGUUUGUUUUUUAAUAUUCAAAGUUACACCUUUGGAGAUGAGAUGCUUGAGAUGCACAUGCUUGCGAAAAAAGGCUUAGUUUGGAUCCACUUUAACAACAGCAUAAAUUAAGACAAACCACCAUGAGCGUGUUUUAAUCAUCCGUGGAAGUGGAAAGGCUUUAUUCCAGCAGCUGAUCCUGUUGCCAUCCAGCCCCUGUUGAAGGACUGAGCUGCAGUGACUCGCGUAUUUCGGGGCGUGCUCAUCUGUGGCAGCGUGCACAGUCAGAGGGGGGUGUGGGCGGAGGGGUGGGUUAUGUGUUUCUGCUGGGAAACGUAAUAAAGAUGAGGUCUUGAAGCCCCUCUCUGCGCGCAAAGCCAUGCCGAGGGAUCCAUUCAGAGAGUUUCGCAGCGUUAGUCAUCGUAGCUCUCUGCAGUGUGUGUAGGGGUCGCUUCCUGGGAUGGUCGCACACCGGUGGGGUCCGUGGCGGAGGGCCAGUGGUCGCCCGGGUUGUUAGGCUGUUUGCGCAGGACGUGGCGGGCCGACGCCAGUGACCGGGCAGGUGAUGUUUGCUCACGUCAGCCGCUCUGGUUUGAUGAGGGGCGCAGGGGACGCGGCUGGAGGGUGCGCGCUACUGUUGCAACGCCUCACCGGAUAACUGCUGCUAUCUCAUCCCGUCCGUCUGUCCCUCCUUCUUUCUUUCUUUCUUUUUUUUAAUUUUUUUUGUUUUUGCUUUUCAUUUUUUGUGUUUUUUUGUUUUGUUUUGUUUUAUUUCAGCUCAGCGACCCACGGAACUCUUUAAAAGCGAAAGGACAGGAUUUGGAGGUGCGUGUGCGUGGAGUGCGCAUCGUUUCUUGUGAUUCCCGCUGUACGCGCAGGAGAGCCAGUGCGCCCACCCAUGCGAUGCUAGCCUAUUAGCAGAGGAGAAAGGAAGAGAGGGAGAGCUUUCAGUCCUGGAUCUUAGAGGAGGCUAAUUUACGAGUCUUGUUUUGCCUUUCAGGAAAAAAAAGGGGGAGAUAAGAAGGGGAGGGUGGUCGGUGAAGGAGAAUGCAGCAAUCCCAUUUUUAAGCAUGCAGAAGCGGGCCGUUUCCGGUUCCUAGGCUGCCGUAUCCCCCCCAUCCGACGCCAGCAGCCGUAUGGGGAAAGCAGAGGCAGACACAGAUGGCAUGGACACUUCCACGACGUCUGCCGCUCUGCCCUGCCUGCUCUGCCGGAGCCCGUUAUCCGCCGUCUCUCUCCUCCAGCUCGCUCCGCCGCCCAGCAGCACUGCAGCACAGCACAGGCUGACGGCAUGAGGCUUGAUCCAGUGCAUUUCUCCAUGCUGGUCAUCGGGGUCUCCUUCGCCUGUUACGCCCCGAGUCUCAACUCCCUCCAGGACCAGGCGUACAGAUCGGCCGUGGUCAUCGAGGGCGAGGUGCGCUCCUCCCCGGAGAACGGCUCCUCCAGCGAGCCCUACAGGGUGAACGUCAGAGUGCUGGAUGUGUGGCCCGUCAACAGCGGCGGCCUCGAGCGGGAGCAGCUCGUGACCGUCGGGGACUUCGGCUCCGAAGCCCCCUGCACCACAGUGGAGAAGGACCACAGGUACAUCUUUUUCAUGGACCCCACCGCCGAUCCUUUGGUAUUCAAGGCAUCCUACGCGCCCGUGGAUGCCAGCGAGCCGGAACUGAAGAAGGAUGUGGAGAGAGUGCUGUGUGGGGACUGCGCAUCUGCUCCUAAACUGAGACCAAUGCAAGGACAGUCUCUGAUGGAAGGAGAGAAGAUGUACUUGAAGUGUGAGGCGUCGGGAACCCCCAGCCCUUCCUUCCGCUGGUACAAAGAUGGACAUGAGCUGCAGAAAGGCAGAGACCUCAAAAUAAAAACCAACAAAAAAAAUUCAAAGGUGCAGAUCAGUCGUGUUCGUGUAGAAGACUCGGGGAACUACACCUGUGUGGCUGAAAACUCGUUAGGACAAGAAAACGUCACAAGUAUAAUCACCGUGCAGAUCAUGACCACCACAACCCCAUCUCCAGGUGUCAGUCAUGCGAGGCGCUGCAACGAUUCAGAGAAGGCUUACUGCGCUAACGGAGGAGACUGUUACUUUAUACAUGGUAUUAACCAGCUGUCCUGCAAGUGUCCCAAUGACUAUUCGGGGGACCGCUGUCAAAACUCCGUCAUGGCCGGUUUCUACAAGCUUCUCAAAAAUGAAUUUAUAGAGGCAGAGUUGGUCUACCAGAGGCGGGUGCUGACGAUCACAGGCAUCUGUGUGGCCUUGUUAGUGGUUGGCAUCGUUUGUGUGGUGGCCUACUGCAAAACCAAGUCACAGAGGAGACAGAUGCAGAAUCACCUACAUCAAAACCAGAAUCAAUUUGUGGAGCAGCCAAACCGCAUGUUGGCUAAUGGGCCAAACCACCCAGGGCCCGGUCCUGAGGAGAUCCCCAUGGUUGAUUACAUUUCGAAGAGUGUCCCUACGACAGAGUGUGUGAUCAGUCAUGGAGCUGAGGGUGCAGGAAACUAUGCAGGCAGCCGAAUGUCAACGCGCUCCCAUCACUCCACCACUGCCUCACAUGCUUCCAGACACGAGGAGCAGACGUGGAGCAUGGAACGAACAGAGAGCGUAAACUCAGACUGCCAGUCAGGUGGGCUCUCCAGCUCAGUGGGAACCAGUAAGUGCAGCAGCCCGGCAUGCAUGGCGAGGAGGGCCGCCAACUACGGCUGCAGAGACAUGUCGGGAAUGGGGAUGCAGUAUGGGGACUCAUACGACUCUCUAAGAGACUCGCCUCACAGUGACAGAUACGUGUCAGCGCUGACCACGCCGGCACGGCUGUCUCCUGUGGAGUUUCACUACCCCCCUCUGCCACCCCAGGUACCCACCUUCCAGAUCACCUCACCCAACACAAGCCACGCCCUCUCCCUUCCCCCUGCUGCUGCGGCUUACCACAGAGACGAUGACCAACCAUUGCUAAGAUGCCCCGAAGAUGGAAGUUUAUACAGGCAGCCCCGACGACCUCGGCGACCCUACCUGACAGAGAGCACAGGAAGCCUACCGUCCAGUCCCUACCACCUCCCUGACGAUGAAGCAUAUGAGACGACACAAGAGUACGCCUCCUCGCGUGAACCGAUCAGGAGCCGGCGCCGCCCCCGACGCAACCGCCUCAACGGACACACGUCCCAGCGUUCGGCGGGCUUUCGGGACUACAGCUCUCAGAGCUUCAGCCAAUCAGAGGAUGAGGAGGAAGAGGACGAGGACGAGGACGCUCACGGGGAGAGCACGCCUUUCCUAAGUAUGCAGAACAUGAACAUGGACCUGCCGCUAUCAAGCUCGGGUUACCGCUCCUCGUCCGGCGCAGACACACGGACUCACCGCGGGCUGAGUCGGCCAGGGACGCGCAGCAACGGGCAGAGCCGCGGCUCCCAGUCACAGCGCUCCAAGGCCGACAACAUGCCCCUUUAAGACCGGACCUCCUGACGCCCUCCCAUACACCCCCUGUCCCGCCCUGCCACGCCCCGCCACCUCACACACUUCCUCUCGUCCCUCACAGAACCAGUGGACUAGAGACCUGCACCUAGGAGAAAUAUUUUUAUUUUGUAUAACAGACAGAUAUUCUAAACAAAUGAAAUAUUUAUUUUCAUUUCAGCAAAAAUUGUCUACUAGCUAACAGCAAAGACUUUUUUUAUAACGGGGGGAUAUUUAUAUGUAAAGUUUUUUGAUUUACAGCAUUAUGAGAGAUGAAAAAAGGAGAAUUACGUGCCAAUUUUUUCACAAGUUAGAUAAAUAGAAUAAUAUUGUGGUGCCUUUUGCUGUAUGCUGAAGUCGGAGGUCCCGUUGAGUUUUUGUAGCUUUUCUUAUAAAGACUCCUCAUUUUUAUAGAGACCAACCCUCUUCCUUCCUAUUGCUUGGUUUGGUUUGUUCUUUUGAUUUUUAUUUUUUAUUUGCUCUGAUUUGGGAUCUUCCUCUUUUUGAACUGUGAUCUGAUUAUGUCAUCAUGCAAUAUUGAUUCCUUCUGUGUAAAAGGUGUCUGUUUACAUGAGUUCGACCCAUGCGAUGGUACAGCCGGGUGUGUAGGUUAGAUUCCUCUGAUGAACACGCAUCUGUCAUUCACGUCCUUGUCUGCUGCCUGUCAGUCACUUUCUUGUAGUUUCUGUGGAUAGAAGGGCGUUCAGGUGUUGUGGAGGGAUGGCGAUGUUUGUCAUAGGUGUUCACGGUGCUGUCAUUACAUUCGUACGUAUGUGUGUGUGUGUGUGUUUGAGAUUUCAUGAAGCCUGGUUAGGUGGCCGCACGGUACAUCCACUGACGCGUCUGCCGGUUGCCACGCCGCCAGAAGCUCCACUGCACUGUAAACACCUCCCUCCGCGAACAGCCGCCGGUCAGGGAGCCUCCGACCCAAACUGAACUCGACCAGUCCAGUUGUUAUCCAGCCUGACUCUGGCCUCCCGUGGACUGCCUGGCCCCGCCCGUUUCCUAUGCCAGCAGCUUAGAGCCGCACUGUGUCUCAGGACUUCCCCAUCGCAUCACAGCCGAAUGACUCGCAGCAGACCGAGCCCGUCAUCGCAGUCUCAGAUCAGUCCACAGGGCCAGACCCAUAUCUCUCCCACCGCACUCACUUGUUUUGUUUAAAAAAAAUAAAAGAAGAAAAUACAAAACUAAUGGCUAGAAGCUGAAGAUUCAAUUAGAAUUGGAAACCACUUGACUUUCUUCUUAGGUUUAAAAAGUUGUAUGUUAGUAGGAGAGCAUGUUUGUAGAUGUGUGUUGUUCGAUAACUUGGAAUAAAGUUGGAAAUGACCUUUGGGCCUUGCUAGAAGUUCUACCUGAUGCCAACCCCUCCUUAAGAAGAGACCGCUCCUCUGGGUACUCCUUGGAGUUUAACCUUUAAAAUUGAAUAAAAUCAAUGUUUCCUUUGCAAAUUCGAUUCAAAAAGUGAAACUCAUUUAAAAAUCACCCUUAAUCAAGUAUUUAUUUAUUCAGUGUUGAUGGUUGAAGCACUACUUUUGAUUUAUCUGGAAAAUUUCAAUAUGACAGAAGACCAAACUAAAAACACGUUUAGUUCAAACCCUGCUGUGGGUUGUUGUUGCUUCCUAUCGCUCUGUGUGUUCGCAAGCAGGUUGGAAAUUCUGUUAGGUUUGUUUAAACAGGAGAAAUGGUGAAAAAUCUGAGACAUUACCUUCCUUUGAAGAAGUUAUUUUGAUUGGUUUAUUCAUUUCUGCCCAGAAUAGUUUCUCUGGGAUCAAGGGUGUGGAAUCCGUUCUGUUUUGUUAGAGCAUCUCCUUUGCUUUUUCUUUUUCAUAUUUUGAGAUCAAACAGCCAUCUAGGAUUUAUUGUUCUGUAUGUUGACACUGGUUAAGUUAUAAGAAUGUUGUAGGCUUUCAGUACAAAGCUUCUCGAACGUCAUUACUGUGACAUUUGUGUAGUUUCCGUUCACACCAAAUGCAAACAAUGAAACAUU